Messenger RNA from Sceloporus undulatus (fence lizard), 3604 nucleotides. It is a transcript of the gene WDR20, whose product is annotated as WD repeat domain 20. Gene Ontology annotation, molecular function: protein binding. The coding region runs from base 1 to 1233 and encodes 410 amino acids. The record is from RefSeq and is a predicted model, not a curated record. NCBI's taxonomy places the organism in Eukaryota, Metazoa, Chordata, Lepidosauria, Squamata, Phrynosomatidae. The transcript is spliced from 2 exons.
AUGUACUUGUAUAAUGUGGAACACAAUUGUGGUACCACAGCCCCACACUAUCAGCUGCUUAAACAAGGAGAAAGUUUUGCAGUCCAUACAUGCAAAAGCAAAUCAACACGAAAUCCUUUGCUUAAAUGGACAGUAGGUGAGGGUGCCCUGAAUGAAUUUGCUUUUUCCCCAGACGGAAAAUUCUUGGCUUGUGUAAGCCAGGAUGGCUUUCUUCGGGUAUUUAACUUUGAUUCAGUGGAGUUGCAUGGUACAAUGAAAAGCUACUUUGGAGGACUGCUAUGUGCAUGUUGGAGCCCAGAUGGAAAAUACAUUGUAACAGGUGGAGAGGAUGACUUGGUGACUGUCUGGUCUUUUGUGGAUUGUCGAGUUAUAGCUAGAGGCCAUGGACAUAAAUCGUGGGUGAGCGUUGUGGCCUUUGAUCCAUAUACCACUAGUGUAGAAGAAAGUGAUCCAAUGGAAUUUAGUGGCAGUGAUGAGGAUUUCCAAGACCUUCUUCAUUUUGGAAGAGACCGAGCAAAUAGCACACAGUCUAGGUUAUCAAAAAGGAACUCUACAGACAGUCGCCCAGUAAGCGUAACAUAUAGGUUUGGUUCAGUUGGCCAGGACACACAACUAUGUUUAUGGGACCUAACAGAAGAUAUUCUCUUCCCACACCAACCCCUCUCAAGAGCAAGGACACACACAAAUGUCAUGAAUGCCACAAGUCCGCCUGCAGGAAGUGGUGGAGCUAACCCAGGAAGUAAUGGAAACAGCAUCUCAACGCCUGGGAACUCUGUGCCCCCUCCUCUUCCACGGUCAAAUAGCCUUCCACAUUCUGCAGUCUCCAAUUCUGGCAGUAAAAGCAGUGUCAUGGAUGGUGCCAUUGCCUCUGGUGUUAGUAAGUUUGCAACCUUAUCGCUACAUGAUCGGAAGGAAAGACACCACGAAAAAGAUCACAAGAGAAACCAUAGUAUGGGACAUAUAUCUAGUAAGAGCAGUGACAAACUGAAUCUAGUUACUAAAACCAAAACAGACCCAGCAAAAACUUUGGGAACACCUCUGUGUCCCAGAAUGGAAGAUGUUCCUUUGUUAGAGCCUCUUAUCUGUAAAAAGAUAGCACACGAAAGACUGACUGUGUUAAUUUUUCUUGAAGACUGUAUAGUCACUGCUUGUCAGGAGGGAUUUAUUUGCACAUGGGCAAGGCCUGGUAAAGUGUUGAUGAGGUCACUCAGCUGGCCUAAACUAGCAAGAUAGGUGAAAUGUUUACAGGGCUCUGGCCAGGGAGGUCUUUUUACCAGAAAUGAGUUAGUAAGCAUUCUUUUCAUUUUAUAUGAGAGCACUUAAUUCUAUGUCUAUUUAAUGACUCUUCGAAAACAGUAAUGGUAACAUAUUUCUUCCUCCUGGGUUAUAUACUGCAUUUUUGGGUCCUACCUAAUGUUUGAUCCCAUAUUUAACUUUAAAAAAAAUUAAGCUGCUACAUUUCAAUGUUGUCAUUUGAUCUUGAGAGUCCUGAAAAAGCAACUUCCAUUACCACUUUCCUGUGCUAAAAUUCUUUUCCACAUUUGCCAGAAGAUCCUGGUUGGUCACAGACUCCCAGACUGAGGAAAGAAUGACCAAGAAGACUCAAGCUAUUUGUGCAGUCUGAAACCUCACUGCCACUGAGCCAACCUACCUUUUUUCCUUCCCCAGCUGUCUUUGCCAUAUUGGUGCAGUCAGGAUAGCAAAUGGUAUGUUUUCUAUAGAAUGAGGAUAGAAUGUACACUCAUUCCUGAACAUAAGCAGCUUUGAUCUGGCUGCUUUUUGCCUUGGCUGGAAAAUCUAAACUUAGUUUCAGUAUCAGAAACGCAGAAGGCAGAUGGGUCCACUGCCAAACUGGAAUAAGAUGGCAUACACCAUAACUAGAACUUCCUCUUUAGCAUUUACAGAUGAUCCUGAGCUUCCUUGGGGUUCCCCCCCUUUCAAAAUUACAUUUUAAUGUGUUCGAAUGAUAAGUAUGGUGCUCAAUGGAAAAUAUGGGAUAAGUUUAUGGCCCUCUCCAGACAGGCCUUUGCAGCGCCCCCAUCAUGUGCUGGGGUUGGUUGAGGGCGCACCGCCCAUAUUGGCCUCACUCCUAGCAUGUGAUGGGGGUGUCAAAAUGGCAGUGCCCUGUCCACACGAGCACUGCCAUUUUGAUGCGACAGAUGCUUAGCAUCCAUGCGUCCCGAUGUCAUAAGGACGUCACAAGUGCACCAUCGGUGCACUGCGAUGUCCUUAUGGCGCUGCAAAGACUCACUUUUUGCGGGAGCUUUUUGCUGCACGAGGGAGCUGCAUGGUUUGUCCGCUGUGGCUCCCUUGCACAACAAAACAAGGCGCGAGCAGACUGCCCUUUUUGGAAAGAAAAAAAGAUCUGCACUAGCUUAUAAGACAGCUGCCUACUUUUCAGGCUCCUCAGUACUAACUUUAUAAAAUGAUAUGUGCUCUGCUACUGGGAAAAGUUAAACUUACAAAUCUUGCUCAUUUCCUUGGUUAUUAUAAUCUAACAGAGAAGGAAGGCUUUUGAAUACAGUCAGCCCUUGGUAUCCAUGCAGGAACCUGCGUUGUCCCCAAUGGCAGUGCUUCCCUGCGGCCGCGCCACCAUUAGAGAUAGCCUCUAUUGUAUCACGGUGGCGUGUUCACAUGGGUGUGCCACCAUUUGGGGGCAACAGAACCUAAUAGUGGUGCCGCCACUGGGGCUGUCCCAAUGACAGCACAGGCACACGCCACCAUUGGGGACAAUGCAGACUUGCCAUCUGCGGAUGCUCAGAUCUGAUGGCAAGUCCGCGGAUACCAAGGGCAAACUGUGUCUUUUCAAAGACUAGCCAUACACCAUUUCUGUCAGAUGUUGCCUUCAAAGGCAGGGUUCUUCCCUAACCAAAUCAUGUACAACCACUUUUAAUUUCAGGGAAACUUGACACCACUUAUCCAGAAAGCUCACAGUAACUGUGAACCCAACAGCACAGGAAUAGCAGAGUGUAAUGGCAGUAUAUACACCCUGGCAGAGUAAAUGUGUUACCAAUUUGUAGAACAAAAUGCACAUUAAAUUUAGUAUAUUUAUUUGAAUUAUAUUGUACAGAAAAAAAUCUAGUUUUUAAAUUAUAUAGCAUCUUUCAGUUUUCCAGUAAACAGCAGUUGUAAUACAGCAUCCUGGUUAAAUGAGUUCUGUAUCUGCUAAAGUAUUUAACAGACAUUUUGAAUUACUGUAUUUGGACAUGGAAAGAGGGUACAUUUACUACUACAUCUUCGUGGUCAAAGGGGAAUUUUAUUUGUUGCAACUGAAGUAUAAAUUGCCAUUGAGUACUAUCCUAUAUUGUAAGACACUACGAACAGAAGUUUGAUGAUUCCUUGAAAUAUUGCUAUACAUAGUUACUACAACAAUGGAGAAAGGCUAAUUACAACCCUUAGUGCACAGUCGAGUAUGGGUCAGUUACUUCUUGUGAAGCGUAGAGAGAGUGAUUGUCUUAUUAUGUGGGUGUUCAAACUAGAACAAAAACGUUCUUACUGAAGACUUUUCUGGCAAUGUUUGAUCUGUUGGAACUCAGCUGUGUGCUUGAAAGACUGUGUAUGUCUCCCUUCUAUUACAUUAAAGCUACUAAAUUUGCAUUUAGAA